Messenger RNA from Salvia hispanica, 435 nucleotides. RefSeq lists its product as uncharacterized. The record is from RefSeq and is a predicted model, not a curated record. Lineage: Eukaryota; Viridiplantae; Streptophyta; Magnoliopsida; Lamiales; Lamiaceae.
AUGGCGGCACCGCCGCAGCCUCUCCUCCGCUGCCGGAGUUCGGUCCCCUCCUCGAUCGCAGUAGCGCCGCUAAAGCUCAAUCUCCUCCUCCACCACCACAACAGCAGCUCCUCCUCCGAUCUCGAGCUGCUGUCGAUCAAGCCUAAUUCGCACAGCUACACCUCGCUGAAGGAUCUCCUCCCGACGACGGCGGUCAAUUCGCCGCGGCCGAGCUCCGCGCACGGCGGAUCCGACAUCGGCAUCCGGAAUCGCCUCGUCAAGCAGGCGGCGUGGGCGUAUCUCCAGCCGAUGUCCGCCUCCGCCGGCUCCGGCGGCGGCAGCUCCCUCCGCCGCGUCUUUCCGCCAUUAGCCGCCUUUUUUUAUUUGCUCCGCCGCGGCGCCGCGCAGGCUAUCGAUUGGACGCUCCGGCUUGUCUGGAUCCGCAGCUCCAGAUAG